Messenger RNA from Rotaria sordida, 816 nucleotides. The record is from the annotation of a GenBank genome assembly. NCBI's taxonomy places the organism in Eukaryota, Metazoa, Rotifera, Eurotatoria, Philodinida, Philodinidae.
AUGCGCCGAAGACAAACGACAAGAAGGACAUCAACAACUAAUGAUAACGAAGAUAUAGUCAAUCCAAUUGAUGAAAUAUGGAAGAAAAUUGAGUCAAUAGAACAAGAAGUCAAUCAACGAUUUGAAGAAAUUGAUCAUGGUCUCAACUGUUUGAAAGAAAAAACUCGUGGAAAUGAAUGUCAUUAUGAUGAACGUUUCUUAAAACUUUGUCACGCUGUAGACUAUCUUCUUGAACGUAUUGAUCACGAUUAUGAUACAUUAGCGUGUCGUGAGAUGAUCUUGUCUUUACUCGGUCAAAGGUCAGCACGUCCGUUCUCUGGACGUACGAUUCGUAAUCGACAAUUAUGUCGACAUAUGAAAAGAUGGUGUUUAUUUGUUGCUCUUGUUCUUUUUAUUGUGGCAUGCAUGUCAAUUUAUGGAUUACAUCGUAAUUGGUGUUAUCUUUUAAUUUUAGUUCGUGCUCGAGCAAUUCAAAAUCAAUGUUUUCUUGUGGCUGCUGCUCAAGUUGCUUCUCAGAAUAGAAAACGUCAAUCUUAUGGAUAUUCUUUAGUUGUUGAUCGAUGGGGAAGAGUUCUUUUAUAUAUGAAUUUAUAUUCUCCAUUAGUUCGGAUAAUUGAUAUUGAUCUUCGAUAUAUUGAACAAGUUAGAGAAAAAAUGCCUUUUAUUCAACAUCGUCGACAUGAUUUAUAUACAUUAAUGUCACCAACAACUAUUAUUGUACCAAUUGAUGAUAAAAAUGAAGAAAAAAUUGGUUGGGAUGUAGUUGUAUCACCAUUUCGUUGUGUUGAACGAUUUUCUCAAUUAAAUCCUGAAUAA